Messenger RNA from Lactuca sativa (garden lettuce), 4632 nucleotides. The record is from RefSeq and is a predicted model, not a curated record. Lineage: Eukaryota; Viridiplantae; Streptophyta; Magnoliopsida; Asterales; Asteraceae.
AUGUCUUUGGCAAAUUACUCCAACAUGAACUCUGUGUCCAUUGCAAAUAGCUUAGGAUCUGGUUCACGGGCACCCAUACUUAUUCCUGAAGAGUAUAAUUCGUGGGUUGGCCGUAUGAAUCUUCAUCUUAACGCUAUAAAUGAAGAUAUCUGGAAGUGUGUAGAAGGAACAUAUGUUACUCUAGAAAAUAUGGCUACUCUUGCUACGAAUCAAGCCACUCAAACCGAUAUCAUAAGAAAGUUGGAACUCCAAGCCAAAAAGGAACUUGUGUCUGGAAUACCUCACAGUAUUCUAAGUCAAAUGGAUGACAUUAUGAUGUUAACCGCAAAUCAAAUUUGGGAAAAUUUGAAAAAUCGUUUUUGUGGAAAUAAAAGAAUUAUCGGAAACAAAAGAACAUCUGUUUUGAAUGAAUUCGAUAAUUUCAAAAUGCUUUCAUCAGAAACUAUCCAUGAUGCUCAUGAUAGGUUCAAUUUGAUUAUGGGAAAUCCAGCUAUUCAUACCGAAUCUUUGUACAAUUUGUAUAGAGAACUUCAAUCGUAUGAAUCCUCGAUUGACCCACCAACCAUUGAAGCUUUUGGAGGACCACUUGCUCUUGUGUCCACAACUUCUCAAAACCAAACACCUUACAAUGAUCAAAACUUUAAUCAUUUUAAUCAGACUACAUCUUUUCAAAACCAAUCCUUCCAGUCUGAUUCAAAUGAUGAAGCAGAUUAUCAACAACUGUGUGCUUUGGUUGCAAACACAAAUCUCCAGAGAUUUAUCCCAAAUCAUGGAACAAAUCACUAUGCCAGAGAAUGCCGAGCCAAAAACAAAACUAAAAUCAAAGACUCAGCAUACUAUGCUCAAAGAGCCGAUGAAUUGAAGAAACUAGAAAACCAAGAAAAGCAAAAAGCAUUGAUGGCAAUCCAUGAACCAAGCGUAGAAUACUGGGCAACAUCUGAUGACGAAGCUGAUAAUGAACAAGCACAAUCAAACUUCUGCUUCGUAGUUGGUGUUGAAAUACCUUCAAGAGCUCCAAACGUCAUAGAACAGGUAUGGUCUAUGAUCUCUGAACUUGGUUUUUCCAAAACAAUUUUUGAGUCCCACAUAACCAAAAUUGAGACUAGUCUGGAAACUGAUCUCAAAACAUAUCAUGACACAAUGGUCAAUUAUGAUAUUUGCAAAUCUGAGUUACAAACCUUGCAACUCAAAUUUGGAGAAUCAACAAGAACUAAAAGCAAAUUGGAAAGAGACGUUGAAAGAAAAUCAGAAGAUUAUAAUCACGUCUUGGAACAAUUAAAUCAGUCCCUAAUUCAGAAAAGGGAUUUGGAACUAAAAGAUCAGUCAAUCAUUUCUUCUGAAACAAAAGAUGUUUUAGAAAUGGAAAUCCUUCAGUUGAAACAAGACUUUCAAGAAUCAACUGAUAAAUACAAUAUUCUAAAUGAAAAAUUGACUGAUUCUUUAAAACAAAUCAAUUCUCUUAAAACCGAGAAUAAAAGACUGAUGUGGAAUAUGGAUUCUAUCAAAGUUGCUAGAAAACUAAGUGAUGAUAUUUUCACAAAGGCAAACACCUUAGGAACUGGCAAAAUUGAUACGAAUUAUAGACCAGGAAUUGGAAGAGAAUCCUUUGAAAUUGAACAAGCAAAACAGGAAUACAUGACGAAUUGUGAAAACUCUGAAUCUACUCUACCAGAUCUUUUCACAUCUCUUAAUGAGGAAGAUUCAGAUGACGAAACAGUUAUCAACUGUAGUCCAGAUGAUACUGCUUUCAGUGUUUCCAAAAAGUACUUAAUGCUGGAGAACCCACCCAAUGAUGAUACAUGGUAUAUUGAUAGUGGCUGCUCCAAGCAUAUGACAGGAAACCGGAACUACUUACGUGACUUCAAACCUAUACAAACCAAUCAAGAUGUUACCUUCGGAAACAACAUGAAAGCAAAAAUCAAAGGUUAUGGAAACAUAACAAAUGGUAAUUUUACCAUAAAGAAAGUUGCCUUCGUCGAUGACCUGAAACACAACCUCAUCAGUGUUUCUCAACUGUGUGAUAACAAUCUUGAAGUUCUUUUCACCAAACAACGAAGCUUGAUCAUGGACGGCAAAACAAAAGAUGUUAUAGUUGAUUCUGACCGUGCCGGAAAUAUGUAUCCACUUGACAUGGAUCUUAUCUACGGUAAACCCGAUAUAUGUCUGCUAUCUAAAGCCCCAGCAGAUAUUAGUUGGUUAUGGCACCGUCGCCUUUCCCAUCUAAACUUUGGGUACAUCAACAAAUUAAUCGGCGAUGAUCUUGUUCGAGGGCUACCACUCCUGAAGCUUGAUAACGAAACUCUUUGUGCCGCAUGUGAAAAAGGAAAACUUUCCAGAUCCACUCACAAAAGCAUCUCAGAAUCUAGUGUAUCCGAACCACUAGAAUUGUUGCACAUAGACCUUUGUGGCCCUGCCAAAACCCAAACCAUACAAGGGAAGAAGUACAUUCUUGUUGUCGUUGAUGGUUUCUCGCGCUUUACUUGGGUCUUUUUCUUAAGACUAAAAUCAAAAGCACCUGAAGAGAUGAUCAACUUCAUCAAACAAAUCGAGCUGAAGCUGAAACGACCUAACAAUAAAGAUCACCUUUCAAAAUUUGAAUCAAGGUCGGACGAAGGAAUUUUCCUUGGUUACUCAUUUUCUUCAGCUGCUUAUAGAGUACUGAACAAACGUACCAGAGUAAUUGAAGAAAGUACCGAUGUUCAUUUCGAUGAAUUUUAUGUCAGGAAAUUGGAUCGUGAACAUUUUGGUUCAAAAAUGAUUGAAAAUAUUUUUCAAAAUCCAAUUCAACAAACACCUUCUCCUGACAUAGACAUUGAAAUCGAUCUUGAUUUACUUUUUGAACAACCAAAAACUGCUUACAAUUCUGAACUUCUAACUACUUUAAUUGAUCCUACAGGAACACCCAGUGAAGUUAUUCCACAAACAAACCAAAAUGAUGCAGAUCAAUUCGAGGGGGAACCACCAACACAUACUUCCUCUUUGGAACAAACACCAAAUCCUCCUUUAAAUGCCCAAUCCCCAAAUAGCCAAAACAACCCCAAUGCAUCAUUUAUGGGGGAACCUUCAAACCUAUUCCAAGAUGAAACUCCUGGAGAAGAACAAUGGGAUACUGAAACUCCAAUUAUUAUAGCAGAAGAGAAUCGCUUAAUAAAGUGGACCAGAAAUCAUCCAACUGACCAAAUCAUCGGAGAUCCCAACUUAGCCAUUCAGACUAGAGCCGCAUCCACAAAUGAAUGUUUAUUUGGAGCCUUUUUAUCCACAAAUGAACCCAAAACCAUACAUUCUGCUAUAAAAGAUCCAGACUGGGUAAAAGCUAUGCAAGAAGAGCUAGCAGAAUUUGAAAGAAACGACGUAUGGAAUCUUGUUCCUACUCCACCCGAUGUUACUGUUAUAGGUUCAAGAUGGGUAUACAGAAACAAGACUGACGAUCAAGGAAUCAUUUGUCGAAACAAGGCACGUCUUGUAGUCAAAGGAUAUUCACAACAAGAAGGAAUCGACUACGAUGAAACGUAUGCCCCAGUUGCUCGAAUUGAAGCAAUUCGUAUCUUUCUUGCAUAUGCUGCGCAUAAGAACUUCAAAGUAUUCCAAAUGGACGUUAAAUGUGCAUUCCUACACGGAGAGAUAGAUCGCGAAGUAUACAUCCAACAACCACCAGGUUUUGAAGAUCCCAAAUUUCCAGAUCACAGCUUUAAAUUACAGAAAGCUGUCUAUGGCUUAAAACAAGCACCUCGAGCCUGGUAUGCCACGUUGUCAACCUUUCUCGAAGAAUCAGGUUUUAAAAGAGGUUCAAUCGAUCAAACCCUCUUUCGUAAAAUAUUUAAUAAACAUCUGUUAAUCGUACAAAUAUAUGUUGAUGACAUUAUUUUCGGUUCUACUGAUGAAUCUUUAAGUGUUAAGUUUGCAGAUCUAAUGAAGAGCAAAUUCGAAAUGAGCAUGAUUGGGGAGAUGACUACAUUUCUCGGACUUCAAAUCAAACAGUCAACUGAUGGCAUUUUCAUCAACCAAGAGAAUUAUGUCAAAAACCUACUCACUCGCUUUUCAAUGGACAAAUCAAAUACCGCAAAAACUCCAAUGGCUUUUGGAUACAAAAUCGAUGCAGACUUAAAUGGGAAACCCGUUGACCAGAAAAGAUAUCGUGGAAUGAUUGGAUCACUCUUAUACCUCAUUGCCAGCAGACCUGACAUCAUGUUUUCUACAUGUGUGUGUGCUAGAUACCAAGCAAAUCCUAUGGAAUCCCAUGUAGUUGCUGUGAAACGUAUCUUCAAAUACCUUAAAGGCACUCCCAAACUCGGCCUUUGGUAUCCAGCUAAAUCCGAUUUUCAGCUAAACGCUUUCACCGACUCAGACUACGGAGGAUGCAAGCUAGAUAGAAAGAGUACAUCUGGUAGCUGUCAAUUCUUAGGAGGUAGACUAGUGAGUUGGACUUCAAAAAAACAGACUUGUGUAUCCACAUCAACAGCAGAAGCUGAAUAUGUCGCUGCCGCCAGCUGUUGCUCACAAGUCAUAUGGAUGCAAACUCAACUGCAUGACUAUGGCUUCAAAAUCUCACAAAUUCCCAUAUUUUGUGACUCAACCAGUGCAAUUGCCAUUUCUCACAAUCCCGUUCACCAUUCCAUGACAAAGCACAUCGAC